This is a messenger RNA of Protobothrops mucrosquamatus (brown spotted pit viper), 2610 nucleotides long. Its product is annotated as vomeronasal type-2 receptor 26-like. Bases 1 to 2610 code for a protein of 869 amino acids. Gene Ontology annotation, molecular function: G protein-coupled receptor activity. The record is from RefSeq and is a predicted model, not a curated record. The transcript has 6 exons. Lineage: Eukaryota; Metazoa; Chordata; Lepidosauria; Squamata; Viperidae. Gene Ontology annotation, cellular component: membrane. Gene Ontology annotation, biological process: G protein-coupled receptor signaling pathway.
AUGUUGAGGGUAGUGAUCAUACUGUGUUUGCUGAUUGACAUAAAGUGCCAAAUAGAUGCCACAUCUUGCCUUAGAAGUGAUCCUUCACAUCUCCUUCAUGAAUGGUAUAAACCAGGAAACCUUCUUAUUGGUGGGAUCACAGCUCAGACUAUAUAUGUACUGGAGGAACAUUCCUUUAAAGAGUAUCCUUUACAGAAGUCAUUUAUGCCACCUGUAGUUGUUUUAAAAUUGUAUCAGCAUUCCCUGAGUUUGGCAUUUGCUGUGGAACAGAUCAACUCAAACACAAGACUCUUAUCUAAUGUUACUCUGGGAUUUUUCAUCUCUGACAACUAUUUUGAUGCCCGGCUGACUUACCGUUCCACUUUGGAACUGCUCUUCCCAUCCAAUCAGUUGGUUGUCAACUACAGAUGUGACACCAAGGAGAAUCCCGUUGUGGCCAUUAUUGGAGGAUUUGGUGCUGAUAUCUCAUUCUUCAUGUCACAUGUCAUAAGCCUUUAUAAAAUCCCACAGCUUGCCUAUGGCUCUUUUGCUCCAAAGAAGCAUGGAACAAAUAUGGCUGCUUCCUUUUACCGCAUGGCUCCCAAUGAAAGCCUUCAGAUUGUGGGGAUUAUCCAUUUGCUGAAGCACUUUGGAUGGACAUGGAUUGGCCUUAUAAUUCUGGAUGAUGACAGCGGAGACAAUUUCCUCCAAGCCCUGGACCCACUUCUUUCUGAGAACAGGAUCUGUUCUGCCUUUGUGGAGAGAAUGCCCAAACAAGUAUUUUUUUUUGUGUUUCAGAAUAUUGUAGUGUAUAAGGUAUAUCGUUAUUUGUUCCAUACUGAUAUCAAUACAUUCAUAUUCUAUGGGGACAGCAUCACACUGAUCCUUCUGCUAAUGUUCUUUAAAUAUUACAACAGUUGGAAAGAAGUGGGAAAAAUAUGGAUUUUGACAGCUCAAAUGGAUUUAAUGUUAACAAGCUUUCAUCGACCCUCAGAUCUGCAAUUGUUCAAUGGAGCAAUUUCUUUUGAUAUUCACUCCAAUGAAUUGCCAGGUUCCAGUGAAUUCCUUGGGGCCAUCAAACCAUUCCAGACCCAACGAGAUAGUUUGUUGAAAGAAUUCUGGGAGCAAGCCUUUGAUUGUUUGUUUUCAGAGAGCAAUAAACAGGUGGAAAGUGGUGAAGCAUGUACUGGGAGGGAAGAUCUAAAAAAACUUCCUGCAAAUUUAUUUGAAAUGACCGGCCACAGCUACAGUAUCUACAAUGCAGUGUAUGCUGUAGCACAUGCUGUUUAUCGCAUGAACUUACUUAGUUCUAAAUACAAAAGAGUAAUAGAGAGUAGAAGGGAUGAACCUCAAGAUCAAGACACUUGGAAGCUUCACUGGUUUCUUCGAGGCCUUUCAUUCAAUAAUUCACUUGGAGAAACUGUGUCUAUCAACCAUCAAGGAGAAGUGCUUUCUGGAUUUGAUAUUAUAAAUGUGGUCAUGUUUCCAAACAACUCCUACCGUAAAGUGAAAAUUGGAAAGGUGGAUUCCACAGCACUUGAAGGAAACAAAUUUGUGGUUCAUGAAGAUUUAAUUGUGUGGCACAAAUUGUUUAAGCAGAUCUUGCCCCGUUCAGUCUGUAAUGAUCCCUGUCCUGCUGGCUAUCAGAAGAAAAAGAAAGAAGGGCAGAAAUUUUGCUGCUAUGAUUGUGAUCCAUGUUCCAAUGGAAAGAUGUCAAACAUGUCAGACAUGACUGCCUGUUCUGAAUGUCCAGAAGAUCAAUACCCAAGUAAGGACAAAGUUCGAUGCAUCUCCAAAAUCAUAAUUUUUCUAACCUUUGAAGAACCUUUAGGGAUCAGUUUAGUUGUGGUUGCUUUUUUAUUUUCAGUCAUCACCAUGCUCAUACUUGGAAUAUUUAUCAAGUAUAAAGACACCCCUAUUGUUAAAGCUAACAACAAGGAUCUCACCUACACUCUCCUCAUCUCCCUUCUGCUGUGCUUCCUCUGCUCUUUUCUCUUCCUUGGAAAACCUUUCAAACUGAUUUGCUUCAUCAGACAAUCUGCGUUUGGCAUUAUUUUCUCUGUGGCUGUUUCUUCUGUAUUGGCCAAAACCAUCAUGGUCGUUGCAGCAUUCAUGGCCACCAAACCAGGGUCUGGCAUGAGAAAAUGGUUGGGGAAGAAACUGUCCAUCUUAAUUGUUUUUUCUGGCUCCUCCAUUCAAGCAGGUAUUUGUCUGGCAUGGAUGAUCACCUCUCCUCCCUUUCCAGAACUUAAUAUGCAAUCAAUGGCUGAAGAGAUCAUAGAAGAAUGUAAUGAGGGGUCUGUUGAGAUGUUUUAUCUUGUCUUGGGCUAUAUGGGGUUUCUGUCUCUGGUCAGCUUCAUGGUGGCAUUCCUUGCUAGGAAUCUGCCAGACACAUUCAAUGAAGCCAAGUUCAUCACUUUUAGCAUGCUGAUGUUUUGCAGUGUUUGGUUAACUUUUGUUCCAACCUAUGUGAGCACCAAAGGAAAGUAUAUGGUAGCUGUGGAGAUCUUCUCCAUCUUAGCUUCUAGUGCUGGGUUAUUGGGAAGUAUCUUUUUCCCCAAAUGCUACAUUAUUUUGUUGAGGCCUGAGCUCAACAGCAAAGGGCAACUUGUAAAGAAAAAGCAUUUCUGA